Messenger RNA from Aethalodelphis obliquidens (Pacific white-sided dolphin), 861 nucleotides. It is a transcript of the gene HCFC1R1, whose product is annotated as host cell factor C1 regulator 1. The record is from RefSeq and is a predicted model, not a curated record. NCBI's taxonomy places the organism in Eukaryota, Metazoa, Chordata, Mammalia, Artiodactyla, Delphinidae. Bases 297 to 620 code for a protein of 107 amino acids. The transcript is spliced from 3 exons.
CCAGGAGCUUUGCUGGGCCCUCAGGGCUGGUCUGCAGGAUGACACGCGGUGGGGUUUAUCGGCAGGGCUUGGGCAUGAGUUAAGACAGGAUUGCAGACUCUGGACAGACUCCGAGGCAGGCUUCUGGAUGGUCUGGGAGAGGAGGUGACUUAGGCGUCAGCUGAGACAGGGUUGGGCUGGGGGCUCCUGGCUGACGCUGCAGGCUUAGUUGGGCAGAUCCUGGGGAUGGGUCCAAGAGGGUGGGGUGCUCCUGGCUCUCUUUUCUUCCCAGCUCCCCUCUCCGAGGACCUGUGCCCAUGAGUACCAAGCGUCGCCUGGAGGAGGAGCAGCUGCCUGCCUCCUCGUCUCUCCCCAGGGAGCCCCUGCGCAAGCAGUUCCUGUCUGAGGAGAACAUGGUCACCCAUUUCUCUAGACUCAGCCUGCACAAUGACCACCCUUACUGCAGCCCCCCCAUGGCUUUCCCCCCAGCUCUGCCCCCACUCAGAAGCCCUUGCUCUGAGCUGCUUCUCUGGUGCUACCCUGGGAACCUGAUCCCUGAGGCGCUCCGGUUGCUGAGGCUGGGGGACACCCCCAGCCCCCACUAUCCUGCAACCCCAGCUGGGGACAUAAUGGAGCUCUGAGUACUGGGGGGCAGUGCCCCUGCCCACCUUCCUUCUUCCCCACAGCAGGGGAGGCCAGCACUCCCACGAAGGGAGCAGCUGCCCUGCUUUUCCUCCAGACCAGGCCUCUGGGCACCAGGACCUUCCCCCAACAGAGGACACUGAGCCCCACGGAGCCCUGGGGUGGGAGGCGCAGGAGCAUGGGAAGGGAGCCGUCCCCUCCCCAGAGAACUGAAUAAAGAUUGCUGAGCAAAUGAAGGCU